AGCCGGGAAGGGCAUGAGAGUGGGGCAGGAGUCAGGAUGAAAGCAGCAGCGGUGCCCCAUGGUGGCUGACCACCUGGCCUGUGGAAGCAGGAUUCGCGUGGCUGACCCCAAACUGCUGAAGCGGGCCGGCCCGGGGUCACUGAGGGAGCCGGGCUGCGCGAGUGCCUCCCCGGACGUGCGCGCCGCUGCCCGCGUGCCUCGCGCCACUGCCCUUGGAUAGCAGUUGCUCACUCGGAUGCAGCGGGACGGUAGUGGUCUCCCCAGCAGGAGCCGGGUGGCAUCCCCCUGUCCCAGCGCAGCCCUCGCUGAACAGAACCAGGUGGCCACGCUACCGGUACGGCUGCUCAGGGACGAUUCGGCAGCUUCGCAGAACAACUUCCCCGUGGAGGAUGGCUUCCAGAUGAAGGUGGAUACCUACGGCUUCACUCCCGACGAGCUGCUGGUGCAAGUGGACGGCCAAUGUCUGAUGGUGACGGGCAAGCGGCAACUGGAGGGCUGCAGCCCGGACGGGGCCGGCUACCGCGUAGCGCACAGGGUGCACCCGCAGAUGCAACUACCACCGGACCUGGAUCCAGCCGCCAUGACCUGCAGCCUGACUCCCUCGGGCCAGCUGUGCGUCCGAGGCCAGUGCCGGGCGCUGCCUCCCCCUGAAGCCCAAACAGGACCAUCCCUGAGACUCCGGGGCCGUGGCUCUAAUAACGGUCAACCUAGCCUGACCCGAUAAAACAACCCUGGUGUGCAGCAGCA
Messenger RNA from Prionailurus viverrinus (fishing cat), 747 nucleotides. It is a transcript of the gene HSPB9, whose product is annotated as heat shock protein family B (small) member 9. Lineage: Eukaryota; Metazoa; Chordata; Mammalia; Carnivora; Felidae. Gene Ontology annotation, cellular component: nucleus; cytoplasm. The coding region runs from base 236 to 724 and encodes 162 amino acids. The transcript has a single exon. The record is from RefSeq and is a predicted model, not a curated record.